Messenger RNA from Callorhinchus milii (elephant shark), 5288 nucleotides. RefSeq names its product activity-dependent neuroprotector homeobox protein 2. The record is from RefSeq and is a predicted model, not a curated record. Gene Ontology annotation, cellular component: nucleus. Gene Ontology annotation, molecular function: DNA binding. Bases 31 to 3354 code for a protein of 1107 amino acids. The transcript is spliced from 4 exons. NCBI's taxonomy places the organism in Eukaryota, Metazoa, Chordata, Chondrichthyes, Chimaeriformes, Callorhinchidae. Gene Ontology annotation, biological process: regulation of gene expression.
UGGUGGGGGGUGACACCAGGAAUAAGGAACAUGUAUCAGCUUCCUGUAACCAAGCUGGACACCAUCAGAAAAUCACGAAAGAAAGUGAAGGGGAUUUUAUCAGAUAUUGGUCUGGAUUGUUGUGAAGAAUUUUUGGAGGAAUGGAAAAGUACGAAUCCAGUAGAAUGCAACAUGAACAUCACAUCGUGGACAGAUAUUUCAGUAUGGCAGCCAAGUAAGAAAUUGGAGAGUUAUCGAACAAAACCAUAUUGCUGCAGUCUGUGCGCUUUUUCAACAACAUUUAUUUCUGCUUACAAGAGUCAUAUGCGAUGUUCCCAUGAAGAUGAAAUGGAUGUGGAAAUGAUGAUUGGCUGCCCUAAUUGUCCAUUUGUCUCCUAUCCUAAGAAUAUGAAGAAACACAUCAGGAUGUUCCAUUCAGAGCCUCGGAAAGCACAUGUCACCAACAUAAAUACAGAUCAAGUGAGCCCGGUGCAACCCAAGAUCUUGCAAGGAAAAAUGUCAAACCUGGUGAAACCAGUUUAUUUUUGCAGGGUUUGUCAUUACAAAAACGUUUCCAUGUAUGCCUUAAAGAAACAUGUUUUUCUAUCACAUUUUGGAACUUUAGUAAAUGCUUACAUUGGGGAGGUAGAGCCAAAGCUUGUGUCAAAAGAUAAGAUCCCUGUGGUGCACAAGCAAAAAUCAUUUUACCUGAAUAAGUAUUUUUGUAAAGGAUGCAAAAUAAAAAUGAUCACCUAUGAGGCCUUAAUAUAUCACAUUUUAGAUAGGCAUAAAAAAGUGGACCAUCAGGUAAAAGCUGUAAUUGGACAUGUAUCAGAGCUGAGGACUGUGCCACCCAUUGCUCCCAAGCCUUUGAUGGACCAAGCUUCUGUAGCGGCAUUGCCCAGUGCUGGACCAUCUGUACAACCGUUCAAAGCACCUCCUAUUGUCAGGCCUCCGGAUCAAACACAGCCCAGUGUCGGACCUCCUGUACCACUGGUUCAAACACCGUCUAGUGUCAGACCACCUACACCAUCAGUUCAAGCACUGCCCAUUACCGGGCCCCCUGUACCACUGGUUCAAGUACUCUCCAGGGCAGGACCACCUGUACCACUGGUUCCAGCAUCGCACAUUGUCAAACCACCUGUACUACCGGUUCAAGCUCCACCCUGUGCUGGACUACCUGUGACACUAGUUCACGCACUCCCCAGUGUUGGCCCACCUUUACCACAGGUUCACGUACCGCCCAGCAUCAAACCAUCUGCACCACCAGUUCAAGCACUGCUUAGUGCUGGACCACCAGUGUCGUCAGUUCAAGCUCCUCUCAAUGUCAGACAACCAAUGCCAGCAGCGCCCAUUGUCAGACCAGUACCGUCCAGUGUCUUAACGGUAUCAGCACCUCUUGAUAUCAGAUCAAUGGCGCCAACUCUUUUCAGUGUCAGUCCAGCAGUACCGGCAACCCCCAGUAUUGGGCCGUCCUUAUCGGGAGUGCCUAGUGUGCAAUCAACGACAGUAGCAUCCCCCAUGACAUCGUCUGUACCUGCAUCUUUGCAACAGGCCAUUAAUAUGAUGGCACUUAAACCAGUAACUGUGGGGUCUUUUCUGCCCAAUGUGAACCACUUUCCUUCACAAAAUAAUACGAUUCCCGUAACUAUAUCCACCACUGGUCCAGUGGGUGCUCCAAACGCAACACAGGUCAAUCUUCUGUCAGCUUUCCAGAAUAACCUUACAAUCAGAACAGUUGGUCCAGUCCUUCCUCAGGCAAUUUUGGUUCCACCAGGAUUAACCUUAGACCCAACGAUGAGAGCCAGUGUUCCAGGAAAUGUUGCAUCAACCACUUCACAGGCAUUGAGACAAUUAAUCCAAACCACCAGCCAUGUAAAUGGUGUACCCACUUAUACUCUAACUCCAGUUCAGUUUUCUUUGCCUGUUUCCUCAGCUGGUAUGACAGGUGGAACGCCUGGUAUGAAUUCUACAGUACAGGUACCAAUGACUGUCACUCAAACAAAUGCAAUGACAUCUGUGUCUCCUCAGCAAAUAAAAGAACCCUCCCCUGAGAUGACAUUUGCAUUUCCCCCGGUGCAGGAGCAGCAAAGUGAAGAUUGCGUCAAUCCACCCAAAACUCAGCAAUGGAAGAGUUGCUCAGAAUGUAGUGAAUUGGUUCCAUUAAAUCUGUUUGAUAGCCAUGUUGCAGUGGCCCAUAAUGCUGAGAAAAUUUCUAACAAACCUGACAAAGUUGUUGCUUCUGCUAGUUACUUGCAAAGAGUGCGUGCUCAAAUAGGCAAGUGCCUGUUCUGUAAAAGCUAUGUGCAUAAAAAUGUACUUCUCUCUCACUUACUAACACAUGGUCUGAGUUGCCUGUUCUGUGCAUUGACAUUCCAUGAUCUUGCGCAAUUGGCUGAACACAUGAAAAGUUUGCACGCUGGACUGAAAUUUGAAUCUGUUCAUUAUAUUAAAGAUGGAGUGCCAACAUCCAGCCAAAUCAAUGGCGGCAGUUUUAACAUGACAAUUACUUUGCCAGAAGAUAAAAUGGGUCCCAAUGACAUUCACUUGACACUUAUUCCAAAUAAGAUGUCUUCUCCUCAUGCCCCCUUACUAAUUGAAAUUUGUAGAGAAAAAAAUGAAGCAACUAUUGUGAAAAACACUCCUACAGAAGAAAAACCUGAUAUAAAAUGUUCCUUUUGUUCAAAAUUGAUUUUAGAGUCGAAAUAUGAAAAGCACUUACAUGAAAAUCACCAAGUAGCACCCAUGAUCCACCCACUGCUGAAAAUACCAGCCUUCAAGUGCAUUCACUGCCUUGGUGUGUACACAGAUAGCAUGACAGCCUCAACAAUAUCUCUUCAUCUGUUACAUUGUAGAGGCCUGAAUAAACAACCUAUUUUGCCAAAAAGUGUUGUUCAGUCAAAGCGUGAGGUUCCAGACAUUGAGAAGAAUUACACGACUGAGAUUUUAAACACAGAAAGUGAAGAUCUGGAAUUGCCUCCUUCCAAAAGAUUAAAAGUUGAUGUGGGGGCAUCUAAUCAUCAACUAUCUCCUACAUCAGUGAUUGACACUGACCCUAAUUCACAGUCUUUGCCAUUACCCGACCCAUCUACAGUCUUAGCUUUGGUUCCCAAAGACUUUGAGAAUUGUUCAUAUGAAGAAAGAAAGUUAUUCUUGCUUGACUACUUUCACAAGCGACCUUACCCUAGCAAUGAAGAGGUUGAAAUGUUAUCUUCAAUUUUAUGGCUGUGGAAGGCUGAUGUUGCUCUUAUGUUCAGCAAAAAGCAACAUCUGUGCUUGAGAGCUAUAAAGAGACGCAAACCUUUGGUGCUUUUGGGGUUCAAUAUGUCUGAAAUGAGAAAUGUAAAGCACAGUAUAACACUGGGUGAGAUUUGAUAUUAAAAACUAGUUUCAAUAAGUUUAUGUUGGAAUCUAUCAAGUACAGUAGAAAUGAAAAAACAGGAGAAAGAGUCCACUAGUAAUAUGCGUUGUAGCAAAUUCAGGACUAAUUCAAGAAGCUUUCUAUACUGGUAGACGAUCAUUAAAGUGGAAGAGAAAUGGUGCAAAAUAACCGUUUUGUUUUUAAAAUCGAUCUGUGCCUUUGUGUACUAAAGUUUGGUUAUUUUCUGUGAUUAAAACAGCAGAGCAAGAAAAAAUUAUUAAACCAGGAUGGAAAUAUUUAACGUGAAUCCCAUUUAAACCAAAAAUUGUAGAAUAUUUAAAAAUUGCCCUGUUUUAUUGUCCAAUUGUUUGGUAUUUUGGAGAAACAUGUAACCUUUUAUAUAUAUCUAAGAAGAAAACGUUGAUGGUACAAAGUAGUUGAUUAGACAUUUUUACAGUCAAUAUGUUGGAGUAAUUUAUUCUCAUAUUAUUGUGUUGUUGGUUCCACCAAAUCAAAUGUUCAGUUAUCUGUUGUGCUCUGCAUUGUUAUUUGUCUGAAAUAAAUUUUUUCCUUUAUCCCUUCCUCCCCCCCACCCAUGCACAAAAAGCCUUCGAUUUUGAGUACAGGAAAGUGACAAAGGUACUGCAGAUUGAUGCGACAAUAUAUUUGCGGCAUUGUUUUCUCCCCCUCUUUACAUGAGAUUAGUUGUUUACUUAGCUGUUGAUUAAUGUUGGUUUAGCUGAGUCAAUUAUAAGAGAUGGUGCAUAUUCCUAGUCUUUUACUAUUUGGAAGGUCCAUCAUUUAUAACACCCCCUUAUGAUUUUGUGGUCAUUACUAAUCACUGAUACAAGGGAAAGCAAAAUUGGUUAAGGCAGCUUGAUAAAUUGGAAUAUUUGUAUAUUGCUGAAAACAUUUUGUCCAAAAUGAUGUGGAUUUGUGUUUCCAUUUUUAAAAAAAAUGCAUCUACUCACUUUCAUUUCCUCGUAUCUGGAUUACAAUGCAUAUUCCUACUAAUCUAAGACAAUACAGACCCUACAUGUUUAGUCAUAUACUGUUGCCUCAAAAAUUUGCUUCUGCUAAACAUUGUAUCUGGUAAAAUUCAAUUUGGAACAUUUUGCCCUAACUACCACAUUUAAGUUUUCUUAAAAUGCUCAAAACUAUUACACAUUGCAAAAGCACAGCAGACCAUCAGCAUCAAAUAAAAAAAUAUUAAUAUUUCAUCUACCAUUUCAGUUUAUAAUGCCAUUUCACUAUUUAUUUUGUGUACAUCAAUCUCUAAUUUUAAUGUUUUUUUUGUUAGCAUCACACUUGGAUUCUGACCAGAAGGCUGCAAUUUAAAGUGGUAAGGCUGCUUGUAACAGUCAUUUAAAAUUGGGUGAGAUUGGUCGCUUCUGAGUGAGGGUUGCUCAAGAGAUUACUCCAUUUGUAGAUAUGUUUUGUAUCUAGUUUCGAGGAAAGCCUGACACAUGUGAUUGAUCCCUGCUGGAUUCACUUCUCGAGGCUCAUUGGAGAUGGAUUCGUAGUAAUCAUGGAGUUAAGCACAUGCCACAAUGCUCUUGAUGGAGCAGGACGUAUACUGCUGAGUGACCUAUAAUGGGAGGGAAGAGUAUAAUAAUGAUGUAAUGUGGCAUCUAAGAUAUUGGCCCCAGAUGACAAUUGUUAAAAUUAGGUUACACUGUAUUUUAUUGUCUGAUGUGAUGCCAAUUUGGCAUCCUUUUUAAAUGUUACAUUCUAUCAUCAUUUGAUUUACGGAAAAGAUUGUGUUGGACGGAAAUUAAAUACAGAAUUGCUGCCAGAUGUGUGUAAAAAUAAAUGUACUUGUGUUCACUAUUUUGCUUGUAUAAUACUAAAUAUUCAGUCCCUUCACAUGGAAAUGUGUUUUCCUGCAUUAUUUCAUUGUCUGCCUAUGAAACUUUUUAUGCACCUAUUAAUAAAUGUGUGCAAUCUG